AUGACAAUCCAGGAAGGAACGGCAAUGCAUGAGGCUGCUUCAAACGAUGCGCUUCGUGCGCUCAAAGAUGUCGCCUUUGGCUCUGUUCGCGGCGGGAAUGGCGUCCAAAGUGCUCGAACACCCUUUGAUCUUACCAAAGUGCGGCUGCAAGCCCAGGUACUCGACAGCAACAAGCGCUUCAAGGGCCCAAUUGACUGCCUCACAAAGACGUGGACAAAUGAGGGUAUCCGAGGCUUGUACCGCGGCUUGCCCGCGCCCGUGGUCGGCGCUAUGGCGGAGAAUGCGUCCCUCUUCUUGUGUUACAAUCAGCUUCAAUCUCUUAUCCGCGGCGCAAACGGUCUCUCGUCCUCUCAGCCGCUCACACUUGGUCAACUCGCCCUUGCAGCGGGAGGUGCAGGCGCCGUGGCAAGUUUUCUCUUAACGCCCAUCGAACUUGUCAAGUGCAAGAUGCAAGUCCAAAUGCUUACAACUGGGUCACUCCUUACAGCACCAGCACCGGCGUCUGCAAAGAUAAAGACGCUCCAAGGACCGUUUUCCAUCCUCUUCUCCGUCAUCCGCACAAACGGUCUGCGCGGACUAUGGCUUGGACAAACCGGAACGCUCUUGCGAGAGAGUGGCGGAUCCGCAGCAUGGUUCACGAUGAACGAAUUCGUCUCCUCGCUCUUCAUCCGCCGACGGGAACGUCUGGCCUCUCUCCCUCCACAUUCAUUGUCCAAAAAGGAUCUCGGUGCUCUGGAACUUGGACUGGCCGGUGCGUGCGCGGGCAUCGCGUACAAUGUAUCCUUGUUCCCUGCAGAUUCCGUCAAGAGCGCGAUACAGACAGAGGAAGAGCUCCGGCCGCGUAAGCCUGGUCAACCACGCCCGACAUUCUUCGGGACAUUCAUGAGCAUGUAUCGUGCACAAGGACUCAGAGGGUUGUACGCUGGGUUGGGCGUAACGGUGGCGAGGAGCGCACCGAGUAGCGCCCUGAUCUUUCUCAUUUACGACGGACUCAACAAGCGGUUUGGAUAG
This is a messenger RNA of Serendipita indica DSM 11827, 1011 nucleotides long. Lineage: Eukaryota; Fungi; Basidiomycota; Agaricomycetes; Sebacinales; Serendipitaceae. The record is from the annotation of a GenBank genome assembly.